Messenger RNA from Mucor mucedo, 2164 nucleotides. Its product is annotated as P-loop containing nucleoside triphosphate hydrolase protein. Bases 29 to 2164 code for a protein of 711 amino acids. Lineage: Eukaryota; Fungi; Mucoromycota; Mucoromycetes; Mucorales; Mucoraceae. Gene Ontology annotation, molecular function: ATP binding; helicase activity; RNA binding. The transcript is spliced from 2 exons. The record is from RefSeq and is a predicted model, not a curated record.
CUUUAUUCAUUCAUAUACAUUUCUAAAGAUGCCCACUACUGUUGAUCAUAAAGAAGCUCGUCCCGAGAAGAAGGAGAGAAAGGAGAAGAAGGAGAAGAAGGAAAAGUCUUCUCGCAAGAGAGAAAGAGAAGAGAAGACAGUUACCGAGGAAGCUACUGUUACUGAAGAAGUUGUCGUUGAAGAAGUUACUAAGGAAGUCGUUGAGAUCUCUACUCCCUCUUUUGCUGAAACUGCUGAAGCCGCCAACAAGAAGCGUAAGAUCAUUGAAGAGAUUGACAUGACCGGUAAGGACAUUCCUGAGAACUUGCGUCUCGCCAAUUUCCGUAUCUCUCAAGGUACCAUUGACAACUUGGAGGCCAAGGGUAUCAAGUCCCUUUUCGAGAUUCAAGCUGCCACCUUCGAUCUUAUCUUCAACGGUAAUGAUGUUUUAGCCCGUGCUCGUACUGGUACUGGUAAAACUCUUGCCUUUGCUUUGCCCGUCAUUGAAAAGUUGGCCCUCGAUACCGAAUAUAAGGAACGUCGUGGUAGAUCUCCCCGUGUGCUCGUUCUCUGUCCCACUCGUGAUUUAGCCAAGCAAGUCUGUGGUGAUUUCGAACAAUUAUCCGGUAACAGACUCAAGACCUUACCUGUUUAUGGUGGUGUUCCUUACAAUGAGCAAACCUCCGUCUUCCGUGAUGGUGUCGAUGUUGUCGUUGGUACUCCCGGUCGUAUUCUCGAUCAUAUCAAGUUCGGUAACAUGAAGUUGCAAGACCUCAAGUUCAUUAUUCUUGAUGAAGCUGAUGAAAUGUUGGAUGCUCGUGGUUUCGAGGAAGAUAUGUUCAACUUGUUAUCUUCUAUUCAAGAACAAAAGGCUACCCGUGAUUAUCAAACUUUGUUGUUCUCUGCUACUGUCCCUGAAUCUGUCAUGGAGACUAUCAAGCGUUUCCUCAAGGAAGAUUAUGAACGUAUCGAUUUAAUCGGUAAUGCCAAGAACAGAACCAAUACCAACAUUCGUCAUAUUGCUAUGCCUUCUUCUUACCAUACCCGUGCUGAUAUCAUUGGUGAUGUCGUUAAUGUUUACGGUCGUAGUGGUUUGACUGUUAUUUUUUGUGCCACUAAAGCCGAUGCCAAUGAAUUGGGUGCCCAUGACAAAAUUAAGCAAGAUGCCGCUGUUUUACAUGGUGAUAUUGCCCAAUCCUCUCGUGAAUCUACCAUGAAGGCUUUCCGUGAAGGUAAAUACAAGUGUAUUGUCUGUACCGAUGUCCUUGCUCGUGGUUUAGAUAUUCCCCAAGUUGAUUUGGUCAUCAACUGUCAACCUCCUAAGGACCCUGAGUCUUAUGUCCAUCGUUCUGGUCGUACUGGUCGUGCUGGUCGCUCCGGUGUCUGUGUUACUUUCUUCAAGCCUAUGGAAGAAGGUCUCUUGUCCUAUAUCUCUAAGCGUACCGGUGUUCAAUUCGAACAAUUAUCCGCUCCCCGUCCUGAAGAUAUUAUUGAAGCCACUACCGAUGAUGCUUUCAAGUCUAUCGAUUCAGUCAAGCCCGAAGUUUUGCCUUUCUUUGCCGAAUCUGCCAGACAAUUGAUCGCUAAGCAUGGUGCUGAAAACUCUGUUGCUGCCGCUCUUGCUUUCAUGACUGGUUAUCAUCAAGGUGUUCCCUCUCGUUCUCUUUUGACCUCUCAAGAAGGACAAACUACCCUCAUGAUGCAAUUAUCUUACACUAUCCAACAUCCCGGUUAUGUUCGUAACAUCUUGACUCGUGAAUACUCCGAAAUUGGUUACGAUGAAGUUAAGAGCAUGCGUAUGACUCAAGACUCCAUGGGUGUUGUCUUUGAUAUCAACUGUGAUAAGGUCGAGAUUAAGGAAGACGGCAGUAUUCUUUUAGCCGGUAAGCCUUGGACUACUCAAAACAUCACUCUUAGUGCUCCCACAACUUUGCCUGCUCUUCAAGAACGUGAAAACAGAGGUGGUCGUAGCGCUUAUAGCGGUGGUGGAGGCUAUGGCGGUGGUCGUGGCGGUGGACGCGGCGGUUAUGGUGGAGGCUAUGGCGGUGGCCGUGGCGGUGGAGGAGGCGGUUACGGUGGAGGCCGUGGCGGUGGAGGAGGAGGAUAUGGUGGAGGCCGUGGCGGUGGAGGAGGAGGUCGCGGUGGUGGAAGAGGUGGUUACGGUGGUGGACGUGGUGGUUAUUAA